Messenger RNA from Echinops telfairi (small Madagascar hedgehog), 1030 nucleotides. RefSeq names its product profilin 2 (gene PFN2). The record is from RefSeq and is a predicted model, not a curated record. Lineage: Eukaryota; Metazoa; Chordata; Mammalia; Afrosoricida; Tenrecidae. The transcript is spliced from 4 exons. Bases 1 to 714 code for a protein of 237 amino acids. Gene Ontology annotation, biological process: actin cytoskeleton organization; positive regulation of actin filament bundle assembly; regulation of actin filament polymerization. Gene Ontology annotation, cellular component: cytoplasm. Gene Ontology annotation, molecular function: actin binding.
AUGCAACACCCACAAAACACAGCAAGGUUCCUGCGCGCCAGGGACGCCGGCUCGGAUUUCAGGUUUCCGGGGUCGCGCCCUCUCAGCGCUUUUGCGAACGAGUUGGCAGAGCGGGCAACUCGGCAACCGGACACCGCCGCCCGAGAGCCCACGUCCCGGGCCACAGGGCUCGGUGGAGAGAGGCGCAUCCGAGCCGGCCGCGGGGACUCCGACCCGUCCCCGGCGCCUGCGCCGCAGGUGCUCAUCCCGGGGCCGAGUUCCGCCGGGAGCCGGACCCCGCCGCUCCCGCACGUGGCGGCCGUGAUUGUCCCCGAGCGUUGUAGUGGCAGUUCAAAUUUGGCACAUAAUCGUUCCUAUGAUGCUGAGGGCUUAAAGGAAUUAACUACAUGUCCUUUGUUUGUUUGUUGUCUUUUUGGGGGGCAGCCAAUAGAAAUAGAUAUGAUUGUAGGAAAAGACCGGGAAGGUUUCUUUACCAACGGUUUGACCCUUGGCGCGAAGAAGUGCUCAGUGAUCAGAGAUAGUCUGUACGUUGACGGCGACUGCACAAUGGACAUCCGGACAAAGAGUCAAGGUGGGGAGCCGACGUACAACGUUGCUGUCGGCAGAGCUGGCAGAGUCUUGGUCUUUGUAAUGGGAAAAGAAGGGGUCCAUGGAGGCGGAUUGAAUAAGAAGGCAUACUCAAUGGCAAAGUACUUGAGAGACUCUGGGUUCUAGCUGCUAGGCAGACUGUUAAGUAUUAGGGGAAAUUGCUCUUAAACUUUCCUAGCGGCUGUAAGCUUGAGUCUUAAAUUUGGAAAUUUUAUUAGCAAUGCAGGGUGAUGGGGUAUGAACCUGUGUCUCCUUUGUAUCCCUCUGUUGGUGGGGAAAGGUGUCUUUCUUUCUGCCCUCCCCCCUUAAAUAAUUCUGUUCACUUUUGUUUUGUUCCCCUGUGUACUCCAGCACUGGUUAUAGUCAUGGGAAAGGAAGGUGUCCACGGAGGCACACUUAACAAGAAAGCAUAUGAACUCGCUUUAUACCUGAGGAGGUCUGA